GACGUCAUCACUUGUCGCCAUAUUGGUUCAGGAAGUUGAAAGUAUCAAAGUAGGAAUCUUGUUGCAGGUUUGCUGCUGUAUUUAUUCGAAUAUUCACUUGAUCUACACCAUAGUUUACGAUCAGCCGUGUUCAUUUAUGCAUCGGAAACCCUAAAACCAUCUUGAGGUACCGAAAUAAUUUGUAUUUAUCUGUUGUUUGGACGUGCAUCCAGAUGACUUCCCUAACACAGCGAAGUUCGGGCCUGGUGCAGAGGAGGACCGAGGCCUCUCGUAAUGCAGCCGCCGACAAGGAGAGGGGGUCCGAGGAUGAGGACUACGAGCCACGCCAAGAGGAAGAGGACGAGAAGGGAGACUCCAAAGAAACUCGACUGACGUUGAUGGAAGAAGUGUUGCUGUUGGGAUUGAAAGAUCGAGAGGGAUACACUUCCUUCUGGAAUGACUGCAUUUCUUCUGGUCUUCGAGGGUGUAUGGUCAUUGAACUGGCUUUGAGAGGAAGACUGCAGCUAGAGGCUUGUGGCAUGAGGAGGAAAAGUCUGUUGGCCAGAAAGGUGAUCUGUAAGUCGGACGCUCCUACAGGAGACGUGUUGCUGGACGAGGCCCUGAAGCAUAUCAAAGAGACCCAGCCCCCAGAGACAGUUCAGAGCUGGAUAGAGCUGCUGAGCGGAUCGGUCCUGUCAGCUCUGGUUCCCAUGUUCGCGUUUGACGUCCAUGUGAAUGGCUGCCCAUCGGGCUACCAAAUGUCCCAACGACAAACCAGCAGAGGUCCACUGGUUUUGCCAUUACACAAUGUUACUGAUCCUUUUCACUCUCCAUUGACAUGGUGGGGAGGUGAGCACUGGACACUUUGCCAUUGGAUUGUGGGGCAGGUCCAGGCAGACUGUCCUCUUGACUUCAUCUCAGGUGGCCACAAAUGCACCUCUGAACGACCAGGCGGGACUGCUGCACAGCUACCAAAACCGCGGACUGAGAUAGAAUACUAUCUUCUUGUUUCCGUGAUCUUCACUGGGAGGGUUGAACUCCCUCACUUGACUUUGAUUAUAUUCUUGUAAUGUUUUGUCAAUAUUUCCAAUAAUUUGGAUCUCCAGUCCAGGGUGUCACUAGCGAGGACGUCUCCAACUUUACGCAGCUGAUGCGCACAGUCCAGAAUGGCAGUUAGAUCUGGAGAGAAGAGAAAGUCAUAGUUUAGUCAAGCAAUUAAACAUAAGACAAUGUCUAAUUUGUGGUAAAAUCUUAAAUUCAAUGGCAAUUUUAAACAAAACUAUCAAAUUAGCUGUUGCGUAAUUACCUUGUCCAGUCAUAUUGAUUUGCGCUUGCUUUCUGUUUCUUUGUUGAGUUCUUCAAGAGUUCUGUUUGUACUUGUGGUACAGAGUAGACUGAGUAUCCAAAUGUGUUCAGCUGUGUAUGGCUUGUCAGUCAGUGAGUCUUCUGCUAAUGUUAGAAGUUCACUCCAUUAUAUAGCCUUAAUGAUGGUGAUGUAAGUUGUGGAUCCCCCCUGUGCUAGUCCCGUCUCCCAAUCACCUGCUGUUUUUACAGUCAUUUUCAAACCUAUGUUGUUAGACACGUCCUUACAGAUUGAACUGAAAUCAGAUAGGCAGCUGUUUAUCAUUGUAGGCUAAUUCCCUUGGAAGGAACACAGUGAUAUGUCCUUAUUUGCAUGUAAUCAGAUUGUGCUAUUGUUAUUCCAUUUGUACAGUGAACUUCAGUCAACAGUUACCAUAGCAAAAUAUUGUUGUUUGUGAAUAGAGCAGACCACUGACUCACCACAUCCUAAAGCUAUUGCUUAGGCUACAUACAUACAGUAUAUUCCAUUUUUAGUAAUACAUAUUAUAUAAUUGGUCAUUUGUGGGGUGGGCCUAGAAAAAAAGCAUGCAUCCAAAAAUGAAUUUUUGAGAUUCCCUUGGCCCUCACUGACAAUGGGUGCCCAAAGACCCAAGUUAAGGUUCAUAAGGACCAGAGAUACUAACACUAUACUAUUUUGUGGAAUAAAAAGAUCCUCAUAAAUAUCUGAAGUAUUGAUGCAUAAAAUACUAGACAGUUAUAUCCUUAUAAUAAUAGAACAUAUCAAUUAGGGAUAUUCUCUUGGCCUCCAUUUGAAAGUUCAUUGGCCCAGUGCACUUUGCACAGCAGCAAGCAACAGUCCAUAAAGUGUGUGAUAGGUGACGCUAUGUGUACAGUUAUGUUAAGUGUACACCACACCUGCAAUCAAUACUAUGCUGGCUUAGGACACAUGUUAUUUGAUUUAUCUUUUUUGGAUUGGGAGAGAGCUUGCACACUUACAUAAACCAGUCAUAAAAAUGUAUUGGUUUGCUCAAAGUAUAAUCGGAGUUCAUAAUUAGAAUUAGAACACAGGACAGGAACAUCUGUCAACAGUUCACCUGUGAUUAAAACAUACGUCAAUUGAUGAAGUGACAAACGACAAUUUAUAAAGCUAGAUUGAUUGUGCAACAUUGGCUAGUGUUUCUGAGAAAUGCAGGUGCAUUUGAGGAAUAAUUGUUGUCCCUAUAAUGAACAUUACAGAGCAUCAGUUGACCUUACUAUAUUGAGGUUGACCUUUCUGGAGGUUAAUUUUAAGGUACUUUGUGCUAACUUUCAUGGGUUAACAAACAAUGUCUAAUAUGUGUCAAAGUCCUGCAUCUGCAUCAGAUUCAGAACUGAUUUGAAGAUAAUUUCCUGAGUGUCCUUAUAACCCUGGCCAUAAURGCUACAGCAGUGGUGACUAACAUGUUGUGGCUUAUCCUGGGUGUGCCUAACAGAUGUGGGCCAGUACUGGACAGUUCUGCUGUGAGUGCACCUGCUGUCAGCUGACUMUUGGGUCCAAUUUAUUAGUGCACCCUAUAGCAAAACGUUUUGGAAAGUAAAAUGAAAACAAUGGUUUCUUAUUGGACAAGUUCAGGUAGUCCCUGUUUCAUUCCAUUUUACUUUCUAUUUGGUGGCUGGUGAAUAUGACCCUUGGUUGAACACAGAGGCUCAGAAUGACACGUUAAAGGGAACUUGUAAACGGAAUUAUAAAACACAAAUGUUAUGUUCUCUUCCCCUAAGGUUACCAACGUACUUUGACCCGUCCUUAACAUUGUGCCAAGGAAGAUUUUAUAGGAUGUUUUCAUAUCAGGGCAUCACAAUGUGGAGCAAUUGUUUGCUUCUGUUUACAAAUAUCUUGUCACCUUUAACCUACUCUCAACAAUAACAUCCUUUCUUCCAAAAAUGGAACCUUCAGCUGUAUAAUGAACCAAGAGAUAAAUUAACCCUUAAUGUU
Molecule: messenger RNA, 3253 nt
Organism: Salvelinus sp. IW2-2015
Lineage: Eukaryota; Metazoa; Chordata; Actinopteri; Salmoniformes; Salmonidae
Product: Golgi phosphoprotein 3
Biological process (GO): Golgi organization; Golgi vesicle budding; Golgi to plasma membrane protein transport
Cellular component (GO): trans-Golgi network; Golgi cisterna; cytosol
Molecular function (GO): phosphatidylinositol-4-phosphate binding
Source: RefSeq, a predicted model, not a curated record